CUCUAUUUUAUGCUGCAUAUGGUUUAAUGGGGGCUUUACCUCCUUUAAUUCAUUCUCUGAGUCUAGACCAGGAAAAGAUAUCUUAAUUAGCUUAUCCAUCUCAUAACCAUCAAGGGCUUGGAGUUCUGCAGCUACAAAGGACACAGCCAUUAAAGUUCUAGCAGGAAAGUGGAAUACUGUGAAAUUACCAUUCAACAGUAAUUCUUCUGGCUAAGGAGUGGUGAUGUGGACUGACUCAGCAAAGAGACAACUAUCUACUCUUUAAAUGGAUGGAUGAAAGCUUCAGGGGUAGGAAGAAGAAAUAGGUGGAAUAAGAGCCUAGAUAGACUUCUAGAUUUGUGUACUCAAAAACUGACGCCUCUUUGUAUAAGGAAAACAAGUGUAUUUGAAGCCUCAAAUUGCAUAAUGCAUGUUGAUUCAUGAAUAAGAGGGAUAAAAUGGAUGUUCUGGAUCAUCUAGACCAGGGGUGUCAAAUUCCCAGACCCUGGGCCAUCCCCAACUAGAACCAAAUCUGGUCCAUAACCAUAAAAAAGUAGUGUUUCCAAAAUAUCCUAUUUAUUUUUCCCUUUUAGACUAUUACUCUUCACAUUGCUGUUAGUUUUUCUCCCUUUUUUAACUUAAGAAUUUAUGAAGAUUCAAAAUACGAAGUUAUGGACUGAGACUGAAACUUUAAUUUCUAUCAUGGACACAGUCUCAGUGUAAAACUUAUUUUAAAAAUGGAAGCCUGAAUUUUCUGUUGCUGAGCAGAUAAACUGCCUUAUUGAAUGGAUAUAAAAUAAGUACAUUUUCCAAAUUUGGAUUAUUUGAAGAAUCUCAAUAAAGAAUUUCUUGCUCUUGCUAUAGGAAUGAGGUAACUAAAGAGAUUGCAGAGCUAUGGGGAAAAUGGAGAUUAUUACAAAGCCCCUCCCUCCUUUAACAAUAAAAAAAACAAGUUAGGCUUUCCUGUCUCAUUUUAGGUGAGAAGUAGAACAGUUGCUGAAUGUGUAGCAUUCUACUACAUGUGGAAGAAAUCCGAACGUUAUGAUUACUUUGCUCAGCAAACAAGGUUUGGAAAGAAGAGGUACAAUCAUCACCCAGGGGUCACGGACUAUAUGGAUCGGUUGGUAGAUGAAGCAGAAGCCCUUGGUGGAGCAGUACAUUCUUCAGCCUUAACUUCUAAUAGCAGAACGGAACCCAUUCCUGAUCAACAGCUAAGCAUUCUAAACUCCAUAUCUGCCAAUGAUUUGACAGCAUUGACCAAUAGCGUAGCUACAGUCUGCCACUCUACCGAUGGGAACUGCUUGGAAGAUGCCUUUUCUCCUCUGGACAGCUUACCACGAGCACCAGUAAAUCAUGUGCCUGUUGUAACAGAAGAGUUGCUUACCUUGCCUAGUAAUGGUGAAAGUGAUUGUUUUAAUUUAUUUGAGACUGGAUUUUAUCACUCGGAGUUAAACCCAAUGAACAUGUGCAGUGAAGAGUCAGAGAGACCUGCCAAGCGAUUAAAAAUGGGGAUUGCAGUCCCUGAACCCUUUAUGAAUGAUGUUUCUGUAAAUAACUUGGGUGUGGACUUUGAGAACCACACACAUCAUAUUACCAGUGCCAAAAUGGCAGUCUCAGUGGCUGACUUCAGCAGUUUAUCUGCAAAUGAGACAAAUGGUUUCAUCAGUGCCCACACUUUACACCAACAUACUGCCCUUCACUCAGAAUGACUCCAGUGGUGAAUUACAGAAACAAUGGGUACUUUAUGCGCAGCAGUAAACUUGAUGGGAACUGUCAGGUUUGCUUAGUCUUUCACUGGAAGUUUGAACUGUAUGACAUCAGUGAUGUCUUUGUAUGUAUAGAACUAUAUCUUGAUUUAUCAAGAAUAAUUUCAUUUUUCAAUCCAUACGUGUGGAGAAUUCAUAUGAUGUUCGGCAGAGUUUGAGACUAAGAGAACUCUGGUGCAGCUUUAAGCUCUGCUUCAAUUUUUUUUAAAGCCUGUAGACAGGGGCCACCAUCUCAAAACCAGCACAGAAGUUGUGAACUGAUUGGAGUGGCUUUUUAGUCUAAGUUACUUUUGCCGUAACCGAUGCAGUGGAAUAACAAUGUUUACAGGUACAGAUCCUGAUUCCUGCUCAAUGUAGCAUUUUUUUAUAAAGGCAGGAAUGGGUUUCUUUAAUUUAAACUGCACAAACAAGGAUGUUUUUUAAUGGAACCUUCUCUCAUGUGAUACUAAACUUGGGCACUUCAGUUUACAAAACAGCAAGUUCAUCUUGGUGGAAGCUAGCACAAGGGACUAUAUGAGCAAAGUGUGAAGACACAAACUUAGAUGCUGUUGCAAAAUUAUAGGCCAUGGCUACCUUACACAGAAGUGAUUAUACUGCCAGAAGAUUUCUGUGUACUUAAAAUUUAUUGGAUAAACAAAUGCAUUUUAGAAUAUUCUGAUGGGGUUUUGUCCACAACUUUGAAGUGUAAUGUAAUAACACCAGUUAUUGUGUAUCAACUUUUUUUUCUAAGGCAGCUGAUGUAUAAAGCCACAGUCUGCAUUGUUUAGGAUUCACCACUAAAUGGUUUACAUUUGGGACAUACCUUAAAUUGUUUGGAGCACUGCAGUUCAUUUGAGGGACUAUCUAGAUUUUUAUAUUGUGCAGUACAACCUUGAAGUAUACAUUUGAAACUUGCUUUAGCAUGGAUUAUGUUUAUUUGUUUUGACAAGUCAUUUUCUCAAAACGACAUUUGAAUGCUUUUCUCAAAUGGGGAUUGACAAAAAAUUGUUUAUUCCAAUCAAUUUUGGUGAAUACUAAGAUGAAAUUUUUGAUGACCGUAAAUGAUUCUACUUAAUAGUUUUUUAUUUAAGUUGUGUUACAGAUUCUUACAGAACAUAGUAUUUGUAUGUGAUAUGCUUCCAGAGCAUACAACUUUCAGGUUUGUGCUUUUUUCAUUUUUGUUUACAAGAUUCUGAAGUAUAGCUUAAUACAAUUGAAUUGCCGUAGAAUUUCCCGCACGCACCCACACUUUUCUUUGCACUGUCUGGAAUGCAGAUUUAAUUGCCACUAACUUGCUUGCAUUUUUUAAAAUGCUUAAGUUUGACUACAUUGGUAAUAUUUGUAGUAAUUGCUUCAAGGUUAUGCUGAGUAAUUUAGUAGUAGAGACUUUGGGUAGUAUUUGAAAGGGACGAGGGUAUUUAUUAUAUAUACUGUGAACUGCAUUGAGAUCCUGAAUUUUGGAUGCAACAUACUCCCAAGUUUUCUUUACAGCCUUGUAAUGAAGAUCGCUUUGAACUGUUUACGCAAUAGCACAUUUACUAUAAAAAAUAGUUUAGCACAGUGGACAAAAUUAGUUAGCGAUAAUUUAUCAAUUCUUUAACUUAAACAUCUGAAAUAUGUAAUUCUAGUAAGUACACAGUAAAUAACGGGUAGCCUUGGCCCUGUGUUGUACUCUGAUAUUUUUAGCCAAGUUGUCAACUUCUUGUUGCUGUGUUUUGUGCUGAACUUUGUACCUUGUUUCUUUUAUUUCUGAAUCAACACAUUUUAUGUAAUUUUGUAAAAUACUGGCCAUAUUCUUUCAUUGUUAUACAUUCAAGUUUAACUAUGGGUUUACAGUGGCUGGUCUGUAUAAAAAUCAUAACACAAAGAUGACUGAAUGCUUAUACCAGUUGCACUUAAAUGAACAUGCCCAUUCUCAUUAGCUGAUGCAGUAAUAUAUUCAGUUUAUCUAUGCAUUGCUGGGAUCUUAAUAUAGACAGAGGCUUGUCUAAAGUUUGGAUUGUCAGCAAGUUGAAUGGACACUUUAGUUAUUUAAUAAAGACUUUUUGACCAAAAUUCAGAAAAUGGUAUGAGAGAAAAAUGAUUUCCAGCUAGUCUAAUAGAUUUUUAAAUUCUAAUCUUAUGUAGCCUGUUGGCAAGCUAGCUGGUAAAGUUUACUUUUAAUUCCUUGUUAAAAUGAGGCAAUAAUUUGCAAGAUUUGUAAAUAUGUACAUUCUGCAUAUCUUUUUAGAUAUCUAUUUCAAUAUUUUCUGACUACUUGUGUAUAGUAACAUUUUUGUGCAUGCUUGAUGUGACAUUCAUAAAUUUGUACCACUAUGACUUUAUCCUUGUAAAAUAGCUAUUUAUUGAAUUUUUCUUUUAAAAGCUGGACUUACCUAUUUUUCUCUCAGUUUAAACAUUUUAGUGGAGAACUUGUUACUGUUUAUUAAAAGAAUUGCGUUUUAAGGGUCAGCGUGAAGAUAAGUGUGAUUGCAAACAUAUGAAGAAAAUAUAUUGCCUUGUUUCUUGGAUGGUAAAGCACAAUUCUUGUAACAAACUGUGAUGAAUUCUUUGUCUUUUGCCACAUUUUUUUUUCUUCUUCAUAUGAACAAACCAAAAAUCCAUAAUGGGCAAUUGCAGUGUUGGUAGAUGUAUCUUUUAUGUACAGGGAAGAGGAUAGCUUAUUCAUUUAGAAGUGUAACUGGUGCUGUGAUUAUAGCAAUACUUUACUUUUUUUAGUCAUGUCAUCUUCUCAUGCUAGAUUUUUAAAUGUUUAGUUUUCCUCUUGUCAUGGUCAAACUGCUGAAUUUACUUGAAGGAUGUACAAUACUGUUUGCAGAAUACUAAAUUGUGUACAAUUAGGUCAAUGAAUUGUGCAAUUGUUUCCUGCUUUUAAUUUUUAAAACUGAGGGUCAAAAAAUGUGUAAAAACUUUAGAUCCAGUAGAACAUAGUGAUACUACAUUACUUAACCAAAGUCUCUAGUGAAUAUUUUAACUUUGAAUGUAAACUAAUGGAUAUACUGACCACCAGGGACACUAUUUGCCCAGAGUUACAAGCACAUUAUCUACAAAGGGGAAACUAAAUACAGUAAUUUAUAAAAUAAUGACAACGUUGCUAUUUUUUUAAUGUUUUUCACUUAACGGAGGAAAUUAUCAAUUACUGUUUAAUAUUAUAGGUAUGAUUAUGGCCCUCUUACGCUACCAGUGAUUCCAGCCUUUCCCAGUUUGAAAUAAGCACCCUGUGUAUAAUGACCUAAAUCAGUGACAAUCGGAACAAGUUUUAGUAUCAGAUGUUCAAGAGGAAGUUGCUAUUGUUGCAUUGGUUUUAAUAUUUGUACAUAAACACUGAUUUUUUUGAGCAUUAUUUUGUAUUUGUUGUACUUUAAUACCUGGUGUACAGUUCCAGAAAUAAAUGUCUGGAAACCUU
Pelodiscus sinensis (Chinese soft-shelled turtle) is the source of this 5130-nucleotide messenger RNA. NCBI's taxonomy places the organism in Eukaryota, Metazoa, Chordata, Testudines, Trionychidae. The record is from RefSeq and is a predicted model, not a curated record.